AUCCCGCCCCCAGAGGCGUCUUCCUGUCUACAUGGCCUCUCCCUGUUCUGGAGACCCUGGCCCUGGUCGGCUGCCCCCACCCACCACUCCGGGUGUGACAGGUCCUGCUGCUCCCCAAGAGCCCCCGUUCCCAGACAUUUAUGGAGGUGACGCCCAGCUCUGGGAGGCUCACUUCCGUGGCAUUGGUCGGGCCUAUCGGGCCCUGGGCAAGGAGGAUGACUUCGCCAUCCGAGUUCUGACCGAGGACUUUACGCUCCCCUUCCCUUACGCCUGGCCACCUGGACCUGAGCCUGCUCGGGGUCCCCUCUUCUACGACCCCCAAGACAGAACGGGCUUUGACUUCCUCCUGCGGCCAGGGGCACCCCCACCUGCCUUGCUCCGUCCUCUCCAUGCAACAGCUCAAGCCUUCCUACGAAAGCGGCGACUGGAACAGCUGGCCUUGAGCUACGCCAACUCAGGCAGUGGGGCUACCCCACACCCUGGAGUGGUCCUUCUGGCCCCUGCCCCCGGGCCCAACAAAUUCUCUACCCCAGGACUCCCAGAUGGGAAAGGGGCCAGGCCUGGGCCCCCACUGGUCUAAACCAAAGCACCAUGUAGCAGACCUAUGGCCUAUGUCCCAUUAGAGUCUUCUGGAAAAUGAAUAAAU
Molecule: messenger RNA, 646 nt
Organism: Antechinus flavipes (yellow-footed antechinus)
Lineage: Eukaryota; Metazoa; Chordata; Mammalia; Dasyuromorphia; Dasyuridae
Gene: C1H8orf90
Product: chromosome 1 C8orf90 homolog
Exons: 2
Coding region: 32-580 (182 amino acids)
Source: RefSeq, a predicted model, not a curated record